CUCACCAUGGCGUUAACUUGCUGCACUGCGCGCCCGAAGUUUGUGGCCUGGAAGCCGGUGGUGCUGUAGGCCUCCAACAGCGCGCGGUAGUCCACGCCGCGGUUGAAGUCGUAGCCCCGGACCUGGGCGCUCUCGGUCGGCAGCGCUGAGCUGUGCUUUAGCACAGCGGCCAGUGCCGCCGCAGGCGCCUUCCCCUCCCGGGGAUCCUCCAUGCUCCUGCGGCCGCACAGCCAGGUUAGAGCUGCCCCAGGAUGGGCUUCUGCGGCCUUGAAACACCAAGCCCCGGCUUAGUGUUCUCUACAAGAGCGCAGGAAAUCAGGCUCCGGUAAAGCUGGGGAGGACGCAGGAAGUACUUAGUCACAUGACCCUCUUUGAGCGGGUGCGCGGCCAUCUUUGCGUGUGUGUUCCGUGUACGGAAGCCUGGAGGAGCCUAUUUUCCUUUUUCACGUGUUUUCAAUCUUUGGUAGACUUUAGAACCCUGCUUUUACAGCCGCCUGCUGGAAACUCAACGCAUUGCACGGCGCUUGCCUGUUCGUGUCUGUCUCCAAGAGAGAUGUCUUCCUAGAUACUGCCCUUGGACAGGAAUUAAGUCAUCAGAUGUCUGGCAAGGUGGCCAUUGGGACUGACAUCGGGCAGGCCCGGCGGGCUGUGGAACAGCUGCGGAUGGAGGCAGGCAUCGACCGAGUAAAGGUAUCCAAGGCGGCUGCUGAUCUGCUGCAGUUCUGCACAGAGCAGGCCAAGAGCGAUCCCUUCCUUGUGGGCAUCCCUGCUGCCACCAACCCCUUCAAGGAGAAGAAGCCCUGUGCCAUCCUGUGACCUUGAUGACCCAGGGGACCUCAAUAAACAUGAAGUG
Molecule: messenger RNA, 853 nt
Organism: Talpa occidentalis (Iberian mole)
Lineage: Eukaryota; Metazoa; Chordata; Mammalia; Eulipotyphla; Talpidae
Gene: GNG14
Product: G protein subunit gamma 14
Exons: 3
Coding region: 598-816 (72 amino acids)
Biological process (GO): G protein-coupled receptor signaling pathway
Cellular component (GO): heterotrimeric G-protein complex
Molecular function (GO): G-protein beta-subunit binding
Source: RefSeq, a predicted model, not a curated record